Molecule: messenger RNA, 779 nt
Organism: Capsicum annuum
Lineage: Eukaryota; Viridiplantae; Streptophyta; Magnoliopsida; Solanales; Solanaceae
Product: serine/threonine-protein kinase Nek7-like
Exons: 4
Coding region: 36-779 (247 amino acids)
Biological process (GO): protein phosphorylation
Molecular function (GO): ATP binding; protein kinase activity
Source: RefSeq, a predicted model, not a curated record
AAUACUAACACUUUAAUGUGAUUUUAGGAUACUGUAUGUUUGACAUUGCUGCACAUCGACCCCCGUUUAAAGCUUCUGACAAAACUGGACUUAUCAACAAAAUAAACCGGGGUUUGUUCUCACCACUUCCGAUUAUAUACUCCUCCACCUUGAAACAGAUAAUAAAAAGCAUGCUAAGGAAAACUGCAGAACACCGACCUACAGCUGCCGAGCUGUUGAGACAUCAACAUUUGCAACCAUACCUCCUCUUGUGUCACAACCCUUCAUCUGCGUUUCUUCCUGUGAAGUCCCCGAGUAGAACGAAAGAGAAAACACGACCAUCACUUGGAAAAUCUAUCAGUCUGAGAGGUAGCAGAGACAGACAGUUGAAGCUAAAAGAGAAGAGAACUGUCCUUUACUUUGACGAAAGUGAUAACAUUCAGACAAGAAACUUAUCGGACUAUUAUAACACGUUCCGAGCCAAACUUGACACUAAGAGAGUCGAUCCAACAAGCUACUCGGUUAGGAUCUCUCAAGAUAGUGAGGAUUAUAAAAGUGGGGAGAUGAGUGAGGCAGCUGUUUGCAAUGGAUAUGAUCAACAGGAGACUAUCUCACAAACAGAAACUACGAUCACUCCAAGCUCGUCAAGUUCAAGGGAAAAAACAUGGUCCGAGGAACAAGAGCAUGUUUCUCCGGAGGAUGUUAGUCGAUUUGAUGAGGGUGAUACGAAGAAUAACAAGACAAAAGAGCUUGAGGUGUUGAGCAGUCCACUGGACCACGAGGAAGCAGAUAUAGUGUAA